GGCUGCGGUGGAACGCGAACAAAGCCAGUGGGUAAAUCAGAUGUGCUGCGUGUGUUGGGGAGCGUUAUUGGUCAUCGGACAGGGCCAAUGGGUGGAAGUGAUUGCGGAAGCGCUCAACACAAGUAACAGCAGCUGGGAUGCAUGGACAGAUCCCUGAGGGUGGGUGAGUCGGCAGCGGCGGUGGUGUCGCAGCUCAGCCGUGGUGUUGUGCUGCGGUGUAGGCAGGCACGGAGGCGUCAGGGCCAUGAGGUGAAGGAGCGCCUAUGGCUGAGGAAGGCGCAUCCAUGAGAUGCGGAAGCACAAACAAACCCCAGAUGUGUGACGUCUCGAGCACCCCAGACAAAGCCCGCCGUCUCCUUAUCUCUGUGCCCCAGCUUCGCGGCGCCCAUCACUCGCAGCGCAGCGCCCACCCACCUCUCCGCAGCGACGUAGCACCAUCUGACCUGCUGCCUCACUCUGCCCACGUAACGCCCACUUGGUGUCCUGGCCUCAUCACGAGAGUUUGGGGGCCCCGGUCUGCUGCUCACACUGGCUGUAGGCUCACUCCACAGCCUCAGGUAGCCCUCUGCAACCUCUCGCCGACACUCACCGCUGCAAAAUUUCGGCUGCAGAAUUCUCACGAUUGCAAAUUGCAUCGUGCGCUCAACCAACUGUCGCUGCUCCACCGGCGACUGCGCCAUCAAAACCAGCGUCGGCCCAAGGCAAGUUCCGCUGGGUACUGCGCCAUAGCAUCCCAUCCCCAUCUCACCCGCGCCCGCCCAAAAAGGCCUCGGACGCACUCAGCACUCGCUCCAGCAGCUCCCUGCACCCGCUGCACGCUCCUCUCCGCAAGUCAUCACGCAAGCGUUCAAGGGCCCGCAUUUCUUGAUACGUCUCCACGACUCAAGCGCCCCCCGAAGGAAGCCAAGCCGCACUGGCGCACCGCGUUUCUUUCUGCGCUUGCUCCGGCAUAUCCUCGCCCGCGUCAGCACAGACAGCCCUGACGGCCAUCAGUCGACCCCCACACGCCCGCCUCGUUGAUCCAUACAUAUAUCCGAGCCCCCCAUCAUCCCCCUUCCCCAAACUUUCACCCUCGGUCACAUGCAAUCCAACUCUGCCUCGACAGGUUUCGCCAACCUGCUGAACCCCGACACUUCCUCCCAACAACAGCACCAACUACCCACUACCACUCAACAACCCAACUCCAUGGCUACUGCUACCGUGAGCCUCAUGGCUCCUCUGCUGCAAAACGCCCCGCAACAGUCGGACGAGCCCCGUCAGGAUCUCCCCAGGCCCUACAAGUGCCCCCUCUGCGAU
Messenger RNA from Alternaria rosae, 1296 nucleotides. RefSeq lists its product as uncharacterized. The transcript has a single exon. The record is from RefSeq and is a predicted model, not a curated record. NCBI's taxonomy places the organism in Eukaryota, Fungi, Ascomycota, Dothideomycetes, Pleosporales, Pleosporaceae. The coding region runs from base 264 to 983 and encodes 239 amino acids.